UCACAUUUUUUAUGACUGUAUCUGAGUUUUUUUAUCCUCCUUCUCCAAUUUGCUUUAUAUGUACACAUAACCUCAAUUUCAAAAUUUCAAUUCAAAAUCAAAAUUAAAAAAGUGAUUCUUUCCAUUCUUUGUUUUCAGUUUUAUCUCUUCUUCCUCUUCUUCGGUUCUUCUCCUUCUUCACCUUCAGUUCCUCUUCCUUUUUUCUCCUAUGUUCACUGAUUCUGUUUUUGUAUAAUCUUUUUCUUCUUCUUCCUAAUUUAAGUUGGAGGUAGAGAUUAUAGAGUUCAUGUACGCACCAAGGCAAAGUUAAGGCGGUGGAUAAGAUUGUAACAGCUAUGGUGGUGGAUCAUAAUAUGACGGUGGUGUUGCAGUGGGUGUGGUAGAGUUUGUGGUGGUCAUCGAUGAUGUGGUGAUGGAUACGGAGGAGGCAACGGCGGAAGAGAGCAAAUCGAUGAAAAGUACUAAGUCGCGUGGCCACAAAGAUCACAACAGCGAUAUAAUAUUUUUAUAUUUUUCUUUAUCUUUCUAUCCAGGGAAGCAGAGAAAAAAAGUAGAGACACGACAGGGAGGAGCGAGAGAUGCAUACUGGCAUCGAAAACAAUGGGAUGAUUCCGAUGGCGAUAGACUACACGGAAGAGAAGUCACAGUUGCGGCACCAGAAGCGGCCAGCAACGGUCUUGGUGCAAUGAUUCUGUAUGCUCUGCUUAUAGUCUUCUUUGUCUGGUGUGGAGUUGUUGAUGCAGAAAAUCCAGAACCUCAUUGUUGUUGCCGGGAUUCUAUUUGCAUUUCGCUAAAAGAAUAUAAAAUAGGGAGAAAACUAUUACCAGAAUACAACUUGAGCAGUCAAUUUCUGUGAUGUUCAUUUGGACUCAGCCUCUAGACUUUUUAAGCAGUUUGUACUAUUAUUGGAGGAAUCCUUACGCAGGUAUUUUAUUCAACCAUAUUUCUUUUAAGUUUUCAUAAUAUCUCUAACGGACUAAUUUGAGUAUUCUUACAGUAUCAAGGCAAUAUUUGGGAAAAGAGAUCCUCUCAACAACUUUUUCUUUUUUGAUGCUUUUGAUGAGAAGGGAAUUAUAGGGAACAUUCCCAAUUUAAAUGCUAUGAUAAUUUAUGACUAAAGCACCACACUCUCUAAGAGUGAAAUGUUAACACUGUCUAGAAGAAAUAGACCCUUUUAACUGCACAAUGUUCUAGUUAUUGUUAGCUAUUAAUUUAUAUUUUUAGUUGCUAAUUUAUUUAGGCUAAUUUCAAUUUACUGUUAGAAUUUUCUUGCUGUAGUAGACACAAAUGAAACGAUUAUUUGUUGUGGGCAUUGGGCAAUCUAUAAACAUGUUUUUUUGAAGUAAUAAAAUCCGAUGGUUAAAGCCUUUUCUUUAUGGAGUACGGUAGUUGGUAAAUGUGAUGUAUAUGUUUUUAUAUAAAUCACAAACUCAAAUUUCAUUGUCACCUUCCUCCUGAUAUGGUACUCAUGUCAAUUUUU
Molecule: messenger RNA, 1480 nt
Organism: Arachis ipaensis
Lineage: Eukaryota; Viridiplantae; Streptophyta; Magnoliopsida; Fabales; Fabaceae
Source: RefSeq, a predicted model, not a curated record